Messenger RNA from Poeciliopsis prolifica (blackstripe livebearer), 2015 nucleotides. RefSeq names its product beta-1,3-N-acetylgalactosaminyltransferase 2 (gene b3galnt2). Gene Ontology annotation, cellular component: membrane. The record is from RefSeq and is a predicted model, not a curated record. The transcript is spliced from 13 exons. Lineage: Eukaryota; Metazoa; Chordata; Actinopteri; Cyprinodontiformes; Poeciliidae. Bases 149 to 1648 code for a protein of 499 amino acids. Gene Ontology annotation, molecular function: hexosyltransferase activity.
GUAGUGCUGGGAGCCCGGCGGAGUUCUGCGGAGCUGAAAUGAAGCGCACACACGGAGUGGCUCACACCACGCAGCGCCGUGCGGCUCAGGAAGAGGCUCCACUCCGCUCCAGCUCAAGCCUGCUGCGGCUGAAUGAAGGGCUCCGUCCAUGCGGAGGCUAGCGCUCUUCCUGCUGCCCUGUGCUGUCGCCGUUCUGGUGCACUUGUGGUUGGCACAACGACCCUCCUUCUGCUUCUUCUUCACCCCGCUGGAGAACAGCACAUGCUCGGAAGAGCGCUUGCCUUUCUUUGACGUUUUGGUGGGAGUUCUGUCCGCCAGGCACCAUCAUGACCUCCGGCAAGCGAUAAGAGACACGUGGCUGGGCUACAUUACAGAUCACCCGCACUUCCAGCACAGAGUGGCGGUGAAGUUCAUCGUGGGUCGACAUGGGUGUCCCAUCCCGGACGAGGACAGGGAGGACCCGUACUCUUGCUCCCUCCUGAACUUCAGCGAGCCAGUGUUGGGUCAGGAUGCAGAGAUGGAAAUCGUGACGGUGGCCGACCCCUCGCUGCUCGUCUCCUCCGACGUGUCGGCCAUCGCUCUGGACUUUAAAGUCCUGCACCCGGUGGUGAUCACCCAGCUCGGGGUGUUUUCCAGUGGGACGCGGCCUGAGCUGCACGGCAACGUGACGGUGAAGCUUCUGCAGCUGGACCAGGAGGAGGCUGUCAUUACAGCCCGCUUCAGCUCCAUCAGCAUGGGGACCAUGGUGAACUGGGUGUGGUACAAACCAGUGGAGCAGUUCAUCUUGCCCAAGGGUUUUGAGGGGACGCUGGUUUGGGAGAGUCAGGACUCUGCUCUGCUCACCACUGUCAACUCUUCGUCCGUGGAGCUCAAUGAUGGCGGCGGCAUCCUCAAGAUUUCCUCUAUUGCAGAAGGCGUCUUGCCUCACAGAAGUGCUCUUGGAUUUCCUGGUUUGGCUGGAGGAUUCACGUUUACUAUCUACGAUGAAGACGGAUUGUCCGGGCUCCUGCGAGGCCGCGCUGCCAGGAUGGAGAAGCACGCCUCCGGUUUGAGGCGGGAGGACGCCACUCUGCAGGAGGAAAGCCUCAGGCAUGGCGAUUUGGUAUUCGUAGACGUGGUGGACACCUACAGGAACGUGCCUUCCAAGUUGCUUCAGUUCUAUAAAUGGUCCGUGGGAAACGCUGACUUUAAUCUGCUGCUGAAGACGGAUGAUGAUUGUUACAUCGACGUGGACUCGGUGUUAAUGAAAAUUGACCACAAGGGUCUGAAGCGCAGAAACUUCUGGUGGGGGAAUUUCAGGCAGAGCUGGGCCGUGGAUCGGAUAGGGAAGUGGCAGGAACUGGAGUACGCCAGCCCGGCUUACCCUGCGUUCGCCUGCGGCUCUGGAUACGUGGUUUCUCGUGACCUGGUCCAGUGGCUCGCCAGCAACGCAGAGAAGCUGAAGCCCUAUCAGGGAGAAGACGUAAGCAUGGGAAUAUGGAUGGCAGCCGUCGGACCGCAGAAAUAUCAGGACGCCGGCUGGCUAUGUGAGAAGGAAUGCUACCUGGACAUGUUGUCGUCUCCACAGCACACGGCCAAGGAGCUGCAUGUCCUCUGGGACAGGAAGAGGACCUGCGGAGACCCCUGUGGGUGUCCCUGGGACCGCUGAUCGUGGUCCUCUCCAGUGACACUACGUCUUUAGCGACUGAAAUGGACGCUUCGGCAAGCAGACGCUCUGAGAGGUCAACAAAGAACCCAAGAAGAGAGAUGAAGACUUUGCUUGGUGUAUAUCUCUGGCUGGAAACUCGACCCCUCCAAACAUGGACUUGAGUCUUCUUUAAAAAGAAUAAGAAAUCCUCCUCCAGUAAUUGUGUUGUGACAGGAAGCAGAAAUCUGCUGGAAAAUCUUUGGAGAACUGAUCAAUGUUGAUCAGAAGACGGCAGAUCAAGGCUGAGUUACGACAGCUAAGAGUCCCCCAGGCUGUUUGUUUUCGUAAAUAAUGAUGCUUCAUAUUUUAUUAAAGCAGAAUUAUACAA